Molecule: messenger RNA, 1027 nt
Organism: Stegodyphus dumicola
Lineage: Eukaryota; Metazoa; Arthropoda; Arachnida; Araneae; Eresidae
Source: RefSeq, a predicted model, not a curated record
UUUUACACGCAGAAUCGCUAAUUAAGAAACUAUGUUGCGUGCAAUUUGGCAGAAAUAUAAAGCAAUAGGUCAGUUUUCGAAUCACAAUGUUAGAAUCAGGUUUGAAAUGAAAUUUACUUAAAUAUUAUAUUUUAAAAAAAUUAGUUUGAAAUACGUAAUUUUAAUGUGUAGUUUGGAAAGCCAUCAAUAGAUGGCGCUACGAGUUAAAAUUUAACAUUGUAAUCUUAUUUCUGCAAAAAUUCACGAAGUAAUUGAUUUUGAUAUCAGUUAUAAAUCAUAUUUUUUUCUAAAUAAUAUUUAGAAGCGUUUCAUAUAUUCCUUUAUACACAGUUUUCACUAAACAUUGUCAGCUGUCAGCAGAAUGACGUUUACGGCAACCCUAUUGCAUUGCUAUUCCGCACUCGUUUUGUUUACAUUUAUUUGUACUGUGGUCAGUUUGCAAAAAAUAUGCGAAAAUAUCAAGGACGACCGAAAAAAACAUCCUGGUUUUAAUAAAAGAUCCAGAAUUCAGCGUAAACGUCGAGCUCAAGAAAAAAAUAUGAAAUUAAAUUCCCGAGAUGUGGAAGAUUCCGAACAAGCGGAUGUUUUCGAAAGGUCAGAAAUUAUUGAUACAACUGCAUCUGUGUCAAAGGAGAAUCAUUGCCCGGAUGAUUUUUUUACAAAGUCCGGAAGUGAAAAAUUUGACUUUUCUACGCCAGAAGUUACAGCUAAUGUUCCUAAGACAAACCAGGCUUUCCUGAGUUCUGAUCUGGACAUUUCAGUUAUUGACUCUGACGUAGAAGGUAGAAAUACAAGCUCUCUUUUGGGCUUGGAGUCUGAGCCUCUUCAGGAGAACCUUAAUGAUGAAUUUCUGUGUCCUGAUUCACCUUUAAUUAUCGAAAGGGAAGAUCGACGAAAGGCAAAUCCAUUACCAUCUGGCAGAACAAUUUGCAAUAUGUCUUUUGUAAUAGUGCAGGCUAGGACAUUAGAGCAACAUUCCCUAAAUUGUAAAUUUGGAGGAUCAUUUAUUUUUAAAAAAACAAAGUGA